AUGAAGUCGUUCCGAGCAUGGCGCCAAGAGAGCCAAUGGCAGCUGGACGAAGAUGGCAGCGAGUGUGAUGUUCCAGAAGGAGGCAGUAGUGGGCACGUGUCGCGCGAGGCAGCAGGAGGAGGUAUGCGCCGUGGAGACACUUUGCGGAGCAUCACCAUGCCCACGUCGGAUGACCGCGAGCUAAGCGGCGGCCGGGUCGUCAACGAGGAGGCUAUCUACAACAUGCGCAAGAGAUGGAUCAGUGACCGCUUGAUGGAGAGGGAGGGCAACUUCUGCCGAUACCCGUCCGUGACAGUGUUUUGCGGCACGUACAACGUGGCUGGAAAGAAGUCCGAGGGCGAAGAUCUGGGACCCUGGCUUAAGCAGUGCACAGGGGAACCUGACAUCUACGCUCUGGGGUUCCAGGAAAUCGUGGACUUGAACGCCGUCAACGUGGCGGUUUCGGAUAGCAAGAGCCAACAGCGUGCGGCGAUAUGGCGGCAAGAGCUGGAGAACUUCCUCUCGACCAAGAGGAGCCGGUACAACCUAGUCGAGCACCGCAGCCUGGUCGGCAUCGUCCUGUUCGUGUACGUGAGAGAAAACCACAUCCAAGAUGGGGCCGUCAAAGACGUCCAGGCAACGACGGCAAGGGUAGGCAUGAUGGGGGUCAUGGGUAACAAGGGGGCGGUGGUGGUGCGGCUCUCGCUGUACGACAGCACGCUCUGCUUCGUGUGCGCGCACAUGGCCGCGAAGAGGGCUAACGUUCAAGGCAGAAACGCCGACUUCUGGAGCAUCUUGAAUAAGACGGCUUUCGUGGGGGACCCAGAAACGGCUUGGGAGUUCCGAGACCUUCCGUGCGAAUUCAGCCGUGGGCGCGUGGAGGGCGGGGUAGGCAUUCUGGACCACGAUGUAGUGUUUUGGCUGGGCGAUCUGAACUACCGUGUCUCCGAGACGGUGCACCUGGACGAGGUGUUCCGACGCUGCCGCAGCAAGGAGGGGAAGGUCUUCCUCCAGGCGCACGAUCAGCUCAACCUAGAGAGAGCGCGGGGCCCCCGCGCAGCCUUCGGGGAGUUCGAAGAGGCUCCUAUAACUUUCCCACCAACGUACAAGUACCAGCCUGGGACACAACUGUACGAGGAGCGGCCAGACAAGAAGCGGCGUGCGCCGGCGUGGUGUGAUCGAGUUCUGUGGCGAACUCGUGACGUCGGGCACGUGACUUCCGUCAGAUAUGCUAGGGGAGACCUUGUCUUGUCCGACCACAAGCCAGUGUGUGCCGAGCUAUCUGUCAAGAUCCGCCUCAUCGAGCGCGCGGAGCACCGGCGAAAUUUCGAGGACAUAACCGGCCAGAUCCGACGGGUAGAGUCGCAGGGCUCCGCCCCGGAGAUAACUCUCGGGUCGUCCGCCAUCGACCUAGGAGAUGUCUACUACAGGACGAUGGCGUCGAUGGUGCUGAGGGUGGCCAACGUCGGUCAAGGGCUGGCGUUUCUUAGAUUCACCUCCAAGCUGGGCGAGCUAGUGCCGUUCCGAAGGUGGCUGCGUGUGGAGCCGCCCUUUGCUCUGCUGACGCCAGGGGAGAGAGCGGAGUUCCGUGUGUCGGUGUUCAUAGAUCGCCUAACCGCACGGGAUCUAUGCGCAGGCUUCGAAGUAUUAGAGGAACUUCUGGUCCUACGCCUGGAGGGGGGAGCAGAGCACUACGUCCCCGUGUUGGGGCGUUACGCGAGCCGGGCCUUCGGAACUCCGUUGGAGCAGCUCUCGGCAAGACACGGCUCGCAGGCAGCGCGGUUAGGAAUUCCAGUAGAGCUGUGGAGGUUAGUGGACUCGGUGAUCGGAUCGGGGGCCCUGCAGACGGCAGAGGGCGCGGCGGAACUCUUCCCGCCCGUGGAGACGGCCAUGCCUCCCGACGUCCCACUGGACGACCAGACGGCGGCUGUGCUCAGGUGCCUGGACGCAGGCUCCGAGUUCCCGCCGUCGAUCGAGCGACCGGCGCUGGUGUCUGCCAUGCUGGCGUUCUUGUCGUCCCUGCCAGAGCCCGUCGUACCGGUAGCCGCGGUGAAGGCCGUAGAGUCGGAGCUCGCGGCCCACCGGGUGUCGGGGGCAAGCGGCCAGGGGGCAGGCGGGACCGCCGGAGGGGCUUGGGGGGAAACGUUCCUGAGAGCCUUGUCUCCCUCCCAGCACAACACGUUUCUUUACGUGGCGGGCUUUUUGCGAGAGGUUGCCAGGGCAGGACGGUCAGCGGGACUGCGUAGCGGGCCGUUGGCAUCCUUCGCGUGCGACUCACUGUGCUUCCCGGAUCCCCCCUGGCUCGGCUCCGUUGGUUCUAGCAGCAGCAGCACCAUCGUGGGCGCAAGCGAUAGGUCUAGCGACACGAGCGUGACUUGGCAGGAGCACCGAGAGGUGUUCCGUGUCCUGCUCAGCUCCUUCGUGUCGGCGACGAGAUAAAGUUAUCAUGGCAUAUAGGGUUAGGAGACCUCUGUAAUAGCUGCACCUAAGACAUGUAAGACAUGUUAUGUAUAGACAUUCUAUUCCUGCAUCCGUCCAUGUAUCUCUACUGCUGGGGGCACAUCACGAUAUAUAUAUUUUUGCGUGUAUGCAAGCGUGGGCCAGAUGAUGGUUCUAUGGCGUAGUGUCAGGCGGGGUGCGGAUGGUGGGACGUGGCGCGCAAGACUUCAACCUCAGGGGCCCAGGGGUGCAUUUGGUCCGGGCUGAGAAGUUGAAGUUGUUGUAGUGCGCCUCCUUUGUUCUUGGUUCGCUGUCGCUUGGUGUGUUUGGAUCAUCGGUAGAUGCCGCUGCAUAUGCUGGGAUUCGGCGAGUCAGCCGGCCUUCCUAAUUGUGGGUUAGUUGACCGAAGGUGUUUCGAGGCGAUCUCGAUGUUCCCAGUCUUAUGCUUGUUAGACGCCAAGGACAAGUGUUGUACGCUCAUGUGCUCCGCACGCCCACAAGAAUAGGCGACAUUGUAUGAAUAUCGUGAUAGCAGGGAGAGGCUGCUGCGAGGAUGUAAGUAAGACGAGCGCUGCGGUGCUUGCCUUUGUUUUUUAUCGCGAAAAUGGUUGGUGAUUCAGCGGUCUCUUUCCCUCUUCGACCAUUAAGUGGGCGUGUGUGUGUACUCCCGAAAGGAAUCGUUGGCCA
Molecule: messenger RNA, 3105 nt
Organism: Ectocarpus siliculosus
Lineage: Eukaryota; Phaeophyceae; Ectocarpales; Ectocarpaceae
Source: the annotation of a GenBank genome assembly